Molecule: messenger RNA, 1341 nt
Organism: Kluyveromyces lactis
Lineage: Eukaryota; Fungi; Ascomycota; Saccharomycetes; Saccharomycetales; Saccharomycetaceae
Gene: BCS1
Product: bifunctional AAA family ATPase chaperone/translocase BCS1
Exons: 1
Coding region: 1-1341 (446 amino acids)
Biological process (GO): mitochondrial respiratory chain complex III assembly; protein insertion into mitochondrial inner membrane from matrix
Cellular component (GO): mitochondrial inner membrane
Molecular function (GO): ATP binding; ATP hydrolysis activity
Source: RefSeq, a predicted model, not a curated record
AUGGCGAGUAACGGUACGGGUGGACUUCCUCCUAUAGAUUUUGAAAAGGUGAGAAAUGAUUCUGACGGAUCUGUCACUGGAAUGGCUAAGGGUUUAUUUAACCAGUUUAUUGAAGGAAACCCAUACUUUGCCGCUGGUGGUGGACUAAUGGUUUUAGGUACAUCUCUUGCAUUACUGAGAAGGGGAGUGAUAUCAACAAGCAGAUUGGCUUAUCAUCAAUUGAUCGUGGACCUUGAAAUUCCAAGUAAAGAUAAAUCGUACUUAUGGUUCUUGCAAUGGAUGUCAAGAUAUCCCCAUAGGUCAUCAAGACACUUGUCAGUGGAGACCAAUUAUUUACAGCAUAAUAACGGUUCUGUGAGUACCGAAGUGAAUUUUGUUCCAGGUGUCGGAAAUCACUUGAUAAGAUAUAAAGGCGCAUUCAUGCUGAUUAAACGAGAAAGAUCGGGGCAAAUAGCAAACAUUACAAAUGGUACACCAUUUGAAACUGUAAAGCUAACCACAUUAUAUCGUGAUAGACAUUUGUUCCAAGAAUUGUUGAUGGAGGCUAAAGACUUGGCGGUGAAAGCUCAAACAGGUAAAACAGUGAUCUACACCUCUUGGGCUAACGAAUGGAGACCGUUUGGUCAACCAAAGGCUAAAAGAAACUUAAAGAGUGUUAUCUUGGAUAACGGAUUGAAGGAGAGCAUCUUAAAUGAUGUAAAUGAUUUCUUACAAAAUGGUAAAUGGUACUACGAUCGUGGUAUCCCGUAUAGAAGAGGAUAUCUUUUAUACGGCCCACCGGGAAGUGGUAAGACAUCAUUCAUUCAAGCAUUGGCUGGUGAGUUGGACUACAAUAUCUGCAUUAUGAACCUUGCGGACCCCAAUCUUACUGAUGAUAGAUUAAACUAUCUUAUGAACAACCUUCCAGAAAGAAGUUUAAUGUUGUUAGAAGAUAUCGACGCAGCAUUUGUUAAAAGAAGCAAGAACGAUGAAGGUUUCGUUAACGGAGUCACUUUUAGCGGCCUUCUGAACGCAUUAGACGGUGUCGCAUCCAGUGAAGAGAUAAUUACAUUCAUGACGACCAACCACCCUGAAAAACUAGAUCCUGCCGUGAUGAGACCAGGUAGAAUCGAUUAUAAAACAUACGUUGGAAAUGCUACCGAAUACCAAAUCAAACAAAUGUUCUUAAGAUUUUAUCCAGAAGAGAAAGAACUAUGCGAGCAGUUUGUUCAAAAAGCUGUUGAACUGGACACACCAAUCUCUACGGCACAACUACAAGGUUUGUUUGUCUUCAACAAACAAAACCCAAAGAAUGCAGUACUGAUGGUAGAAUCCUUACGCUAUCCAAACCAUGUCUUUUGA